AGGCGGAAAUGUUAAUUGGACUAGUUCAAAGUUCAUUUUUGCAUUCAUGGUUAUUGCGCCAUAACUGAACUAAAGAUCCGGAAAAGCUUAUCAAGCUGUAUAAAAAGUAACAUUUGCUCAUAGUAUUUACCGGAGAUGGUCCCUUAUGUCUUAACGACAGUCCUUGUUAAACUGUUACAAUCUGCAGAUGGAGGGUGUCACGUGAACAAAUGGCCAUAUUCAUGUGAAGCCAACUUCAGGAUUGGACCUGAGAAAUGCGAACCAUGUGAGCCUGGCAGGUAUGGUUGUAAUUGUUCUCAAAUCUGUACCCCUGGUACCUUUGGUUUGAACUGCUACUUUACGUGUAACUGCUCUGAUGAAGUCUGUGAUCCCAAAGUAGGAUGUACCUCCAUCAAUGAAACCUCAGUAUUUACAACAGCCAGGCCUUAUAUUACAGAUACACCUGAAGCAACAUCAAAGUUCCAUCUAUUCUCUCCAAAUUCAACACCAACCUUCGGGACACCAGAGGAUCCUCUAUCAUUUCUAAGCACGGUCAUCAUUAUUCUGGUCACAUCACUAGUGCUGGUGGUUGUUAUAAGUAUUUCCUGCAUCUGCUUUAUAAUAAAACGGACAUCAAAAACCGCCUUUAAAGAAAUAACCGGCAUAAAAAGCGGUGAGCGUUCAUCAGGUUCUGGGGAUGAAAAUCCAGAUUCUCAUUCCUAUCUAACAAUCAGUGAUCGAUCUUCUCGGCUGUAUGCUGAUGUACACUAUGAAGAAGCUAUGGACAGGAAAAGUUCACCUUCAGAAUCCUUGAAUUACAAGGGAAGCAAUUCAAGCAGCAUCACGGAGAGUAGUAAAAGAUCCGAUGAUUAUUUAACACCGACUGGAAAAGUUGUUGAUGAAAAAUUAUCCAGUGGUCAAUUAUCUGGAGAGGAUAAUGUAGAACACGCAUUAGUGGAAACCUGUUUCUAAUAAAUGAACUUAGCAAACUAAAAAUGAUUAAAGAAUGCAUAUUAAUAAAAUAACAAUGCAGGUAAUUCUAUCACUGGAACGUUAGAAGCAUCUAGCUGUGUCUUCUAUCUUGUUUCAUGAUUUGUAUUAAUUUUAACUUUUUCAAAAAAAUCUGUAAUUUGAUAUCCAAAUCAAAAGAUAUUUUUUGGAAAAGCUAACAAAGGUGUGAACAAUAUCAAACUUGCAAUUUAUGGUGAAGUCUCUGUUUAUUUAAUAUAAAAUUUCUGAAUGGAACGUUCAACAACAUACAAUCAAUCAAUACUCAAAGAUGCCUUCCUUUUUAUAAAUAUUUAGUAUAGUAUGAUUAAUAAAUAUUAAUUUGAAGAGAUGGUCA
Messenger RNA from Saccostrea cuccullata (small rock oyster), 1324 nucleotides. RefSeq lists its product as uncharacterized. The transcript has 6 exons. Bases 136 to 951 code for a protein of 271 amino acids. Lineage: Eukaryota; Metazoa; Mollusca; Bivalvia; Ostreida; Ostreidae. The record is from RefSeq and is a predicted model, not a curated record.